AUGUUUCAACGACUUAUAUUGUCUCACUCAAAAAACACUUUAAUUUCCCCUGCUUCUAUAUUCUCUCCGCGGUUUCUUCACUAUUCGCAAUCAUUAAGCCGAAACGAGAAAAAGGGGAUAGAAAAUGAAACAUAUUUCGAGACUCCACCCAAGUCAGAUACUAUAAUACCAACACCCUUGGCUUCAGCUUUUCGUAACAUGUAUGACGAUUCCGCAAUAAGAGCCACAACCUUGAUCAAAACAAUAAAAAAGGAUGGAUUCGUAACUACAGAUAAUAUAUAUUUACGUGGACCUGUUUUAUUAUUGAAUGGUUAUGCAUUUUUGUGGGAUGUGCCUCAGGACAAAGAACGCAACUAUCCUUCUUCGCCUUUCGAAAAUUGGACUCCAGAAUGCUUGAAAAUCUUCGAAGUGAUUGUACCAAAACCUGAAAUGAUAAUCUUUGGAACUGGAAGCACCCUUUUACCACUUCCGCAUUCACUUCGGGAUUAUAUACGUAGAUUAGGGAUGCAACUUGACAUGAUGAGCACAAAUAAUGCUGUAGCAAACUUUCGGUUCUUGUCUGAGGAGGGAAGACGAGUAGCUGCCGCACUAUUACCCUUGACACCCACUAGCGCUCGAUCUGGUUAA
Messenger RNA from Ambispora leptoticha, 627 nucleotides. The record is from the annotation of a GenBank genome assembly. Lineage: Eukaryota; Fungi; Glomeromycota; Glomeromycetes; Archaeosporales; Ambisporaceae.